Molecule: messenger RNA, 807 nt
Organism: Boleophthalmus pectinirostris (great blue-spotted mudskipper)
Lineage: Eukaryota; Metazoa; Chordata; Actinopteri; Gobiiformes; Gobiidae
Product: DLA class II histocompatibility antigen, DR-1 beta chain-like
Exons: 5
Coding region: 1-699 (232 amino acids)
Biological process (GO): peptide antigen assembly with MHC class II protein complex; positive regulation of T cell activation; immunoglobulin production involved in immunoglobulin-mediated immune response
Cellular component (GO): MHC class II protein complex
Molecular function (GO): MHC class II protein complex binding
Source: RefSeq, a predicted model, not a curated record
AUGGAUUCUGAGUCCAAAGACAACAGCAAAUACUUUCAACUUUGUCGGUUUGGUACAGAAGACGAUGCUGUUUCUAAUGGCCUACUAUACUACAACAAGGAGCUCGUCGGAUCAUACAGCACUGCAGAGGGGAAAUUCGCCGGCUACAUAAAAGAAUCCAAAGAACUUGCAGAUACCUUAAACAAAAAUCCACAUAUUUUACAUGAGAUAGAAGAUGGCCUGAAAAACUGUAAAAAAUUUGCAAGUUAUGUAUUGCAGUUUGCUCAACGGGGAACAGCACAAGAGCCUCAAGUCCGAGUGUUCUCCACUAAAGCAGGAAGCAGUCACCAACCUGGCAUGCUGGUGUGCAGCGCCUAUAGUUUCUAUCCCAAAGCCCUCACUCUGACAUGGCUGAGGAACGGGGAGGAGGUGACGUCUGGUGUGACGUUCACUGAUGAGAUGUCCAAUGGAAACUGGCUUUACCAGAAGCACUCCUACCUGGAGUACACACCUACAGCAGAAGACCAGAUCUCCUGCAUGGUGGAGCAUGCCAGCCUCUCCACUCCUCAGCUCUACCCACUGGAGAACUUUCCAGAGUCGAGAAGAAACAAGCUGAUAGUUGGGACUGCAGGGCUGCUGCUGGGACUGGCCUUUCUUAUUGCUGGAGUCAUUUAUUACAAAAAACAAACAGAAGGUCAUGUAUUGGUGCCCCAACAUUAAGAAAAUGGACAGAAGAGGAAUAGACCGGCAUUUGUUUUAUUUUUAGCAGACUACCACUUAAUAUUUAUUAGGCAAGAUUUGUCUUUUAAAACAUUGUAAUUUUCUUCU